AUGCUGCAGCAGAUCCUGCAUGACAUGUACAUCGACCCCGAGCUCCUUGCCGAGCUCAGUGAUGUGCAGAAGCACAUCCUCUUCUACAAAAUGCGAGAGGAGCAACUGAGGCGCUGGAGGGAACAUGAGGCUUGGGAGGCACUGGCCCAGGUGGAGGGGCUCCGGCCCCCGAAGGUCAAGCGAGGUAUGUGGCUAGGGGCAGCGAGUGACAAGCACAUCCAGUGGCUCCUGGGUGCGGACGGCGAGGUCUGGGUCUGGAUCAUGGGAGAAGGCCCCGGUGACAAGCCCUACGAGGAGAUCUCUGAGGAGCUGAUAGCCGAGCGGGCACGGCUGCAGGCCCAGAGGGAGGCGGAGGAGCUCUGGAGACAGAAGGAGGCUGAGAUCACCAAGAAAUUCCGGGAUGCUCUGGCUAAUGAGAAAGCUCGGAUCCUGGCGGAGAAGUGGAAAGUGGAGAUGGAGGACCGCAAGGCUUCCAAAAUUCUGGAGGAGCGCAUCCAGGAGGAAUUCAGGAGGAAAGAAGAAGAGGAGAGGAAGCGAGGAGAAGAGCAGAUUCGCCUCCAGGAAGAGCAGAGGGCAAAGGAGCUCUACUUGACCCUGAAGCAGGCCCAGCUGCAGAGCCACGCCAGCGAGAAGGAGGAGCAGGAGUGGGCAGAACAGCUGCGCAGGUCCAAGGCGGCCGAUGAGGAGAGGAGUCGCAGAGCCCAGCGGGCCAGGGACGAGUACCGGCGCCAUUCUCUGCGCGCUAUCCAGAAGGGCACAGUCGCUGGCCUCAGCUCCAUGUUCCAAGAGCUUGGCCAGAGCCAGGAGCAAGAGGCGAGACCCUCUCACCACCUCCCUGGUCCGGGUCCACCACCACCCCUCGCCCUGCCAGCCAGGACUUGGGAGCGACCACUGCGUCCUGUUUCCAGAGAAAUCAUCGUCCGCUGGUUCAAGGAGGAGCAGCUGCCUCGCCAAGCUGGCUUUGAGAGGAACACCAAGUGUAUCGCCCCCUGGUUCCAUGGAGGAAAUUAUCACUGUUUCAGGGGGAGAGUUGCUUCAGGAACCCUGUGGACAGAGAGACAGCCCGCCAGACUACCAUCUGUUGUUUGA
This is a messenger RNA of Condylura cristata (star-nosed mole), 1089 nucleotides long. It is a transcript of the gene SH2D4B, whose product is annotated as SH2 domain containing 4B. Gene Ontology annotation, cellular component: cytoplasm. The transcript has 7 exons. The coding region runs from base 1 to 1089 and encodes 362 amino acids. The record is from RefSeq and is a predicted model, not a curated record. NCBI's taxonomy places the organism in Eukaryota, Metazoa, Chordata, Mammalia, Eulipotyphla, Talpidae.